Ciona intestinalis (vase tunicate) is the source of this 1199-nucleotide messenger RNA. RefSeq names its product myeloid leukemia factor 1-like. NCBI's taxonomy places the organism in Eukaryota, Metazoa, Chordata, Ascidiacea, Phlebobranchia, Cionidae. The record is from RefSeq and is a predicted model, not a curated record.
ACAUGUUUAUCUUUUUCACAUUUGAAUUAUUUAUAUUAAUUUGUUUUAUGUUGUUCGUUUUUUUAUCAAACGAAUAUAUCAGACCACAAUAAAAAAACACAUAUAAAAUCGAACUGUUACGGUUCACUAACUUCGGGUCAUUGCUAUGGAGAAGCAACUCCAACGGAAAAUACCACAACUCAUUACAGAACGUAAACAUACAUAGCUGAUAUUAGUGCUUUGCAAUCCGGACUGUCAACGAUUUGAUUUUAUAUUUUAUUUAACAUCUCUUUCAAUGUAAAAUCUACUAAUAUAAGCAUGUUUCGUAACAUGUUCAAAGAAUUUGAAGAAGACCCGUUUUUCAAUGAAUUUUCUACAAGAUUUCCAAAACACGAUGAUUUCGGAUUCCGAUUUGCGAUAGAAGAUGAUAAACGCGAUCAUCGACGUAGGUCCAAAGCUAAUGAUGAAGUCAUGGAUCCCUUCCAAGGGAUGUUUCGGCACAUGAAUAAAGCCAUUGAAGAAAUGCAUUCUGGGAUGGAAAAAAUGAAAAAUGAUCCAAACGUUCAUAUGUAUUCUUCGUGCUCAACAAUGUCUUACAUGAAUGAUGGUAAGUCCAAGCCAAAAAUAUACCAAGCUGCAUCAUCUACUCGCCAAGCACCAGGCGCCAUUAAAGAAACGCACCGUGCUGUCCGUGAUAGUGAAACUGGGGUUGAAAAAAUGGCGGUUGGUCAACACAUCGGGCCGAGAGGAAGAAUUGUUGAAAAGCGGAAACAGAAAGGAGGACAGGUUGAAGAGGAACGCAAGUUUCUUGACAUGGAGGAAAAAGAUACAAGUGACUUUGAAAGAGAGUGGAAAUUGAAAACUGGCAAGUUGUUUCCAUCUAGUCGUGGUAAUGAGGUUGAGAAUGGCAUGAAAGGAAAGUUUCAUCGUGGGGUUGAGGGAAGGAGUGUGGCUCGACCUGCUGGUCCAAAUAAAAAUGGAAGAAACCGACAUUAAAGAGGAAUUACAGACUGUUUAAAGUUUUGUGUAGAUGUUAAACGUAGAAUACUUUAUCACUUAUGUAACCAAUGCUUUUGUAAAUUCGCACUGUUUGCAUUCGAUUCUAAUGACAGUUUACUUUUAUUUCAUCCAUGUAAAUACCAAUUUGCUUUAAAUAUACGUUAACGCGUAUUAGAAAAGUAUGUUAGACUGGUUUGGGUGUACUGUAAUAUUUGAUUCAG